This is a messenger RNA of Tupaia belangeri chinensis (Chinese tree shrew), 1818 nucleotides long. It is a transcript of the gene C1QL3, whose product is annotated as complement C1q like 3. The coding region runs from base 1 to 792 and encodes 263 amino acids. NCBI's taxonomy places the organism in Eukaryota, Metazoa, Chordata, Mammalia, Scandentia, Tupaiidae. The transcript has 5 exons. Gene Ontology annotation, molecular function: protein binding. The record is from RefSeq and is a predicted model, not a curated record.
AUGGAAUCCAUCGAAGGAUCUGAAGCAAAGACUUUAUAUAAUCUCAUGAAGAGGAAUGCCAUUGAAGAGAAACAGAUACAUGCAGAGGGAAGGCAGUAUGGGGAAACACAUGUCAGAGAAAGGUCAAAACAGAACAUUUACUCACAGUACUCAGAAGAAACCAACCCUGUGGUCAUUUGGACUUCAGACUUCAGACAAGAGGAUCGCCCCGCGCUGAGCCGGCUGGUGGGCAGCAGGAGGCGCCUGAUAGCCGCUGGGGCGCUGGGGGUGGUGAUGGUGCUGCUGCUGGUCAUCCUCAUCCCGGGCGAGCCCGGCCGCCAAGGCCUGCCGGGCCCGCCGGGGGCGCCCGGCCUGAACGCAGCUGGGGCCAUCAGCGCCGCCACCUACAGCACGGUGCCCAAGAUCGCCUUCUACGCCGGCCUCAAGCGGCAGCACGAAGGCUACGAGGUGCUCAAGUUCGACGACGUGGUCACCAACCUCGGAAACCACUACGACCCCACCACGGGAAAGUUCACCUGCUCCAUCCCCGGCAUCUACUUCUUCACCUACCACGUCCUGAUGCGCGGAGGGGACGGCACCAGCAUGUGGGCUGAUCUCUGUAAAAACAACCAGGUGCGUGCUAGCGCCAUUGCUCAAGAUGCUGAUCAGAAUUACGACUAUGCCAGCAACAGUGUGGUUCUUCACUUGGAGCCAGGAGAUGAAGUCUACAUCAAAUUAGAUGGCGGGAAAGCCCAUGGAGGGAACAACAACAAAUACAGCACGUUUUCUGGAUUUAUUAUUUAUGCUGACUGAUAACGCAGAAACUAAGCUGAUUAUUCUGAGUUCGAACACCGGAUUCGUACGGCUAACGUCAGUGAAUCAAGGAUCCCAGGGGAUGCCAAUCACGGGGCACCUCAGUUGUGUAUAUGUGGGGAAAUCAAAUGCUACCUGACUCACAUCUGUAUCACUCAGAAACAUUAUGUAAAAAAAAAAAGUUAAAACAAGAUAAGCAGAUGUGUGAUCCACUACCGCCAAAGCAAAUACUCCUUAUUGUUAGUGUCCAUGUGAAUGAAGUCCUAUAUAGAUCACAAAUUUUUAUAGAAAAAUCUAAGACACUGAAUUAUUUCUUCAAUAUAUAUGAUACUUUGGUGUACUGUGAUCUUGCUGCUUUCAUCCAUAUGUCAGCUUUGGUUCUUGUGAGUUGACCUGCUUAUUAUGAGACUCGGAGUCCAUUCAUAGUGUGGGGAAGAAUGAUUUUUACCCUGCAGGAGAAGGUCUAAUUGAAAUAAUGCUGCUUGCCCCCAAAGAAAUCGUUUGCCUUGUAUCCUUGUUAACUUUAGAGCUAGACCUGGGAAUGAUUCAACUUCAAGCCUUAACCUGGAAUUUUCUGGAUUUGAGGGAAUUCCCAAGCCUAUGAUCAUUUUCCCACUUUCUUUUUCUUAGGAAUUUUCUUUUCUCUCUUUUUGGGUGAUAGUCUUUAAAAAUAGAGGUUGAAAUUGUGUCAUAGGAUUACCCCCUGAGUGUAAAAAUGUGUCAUUAUGUACGGUAUUUAGAAAAAGCCCCUGUGUGUCUAUUUUGUCAAUAGGAUACAUUUAGAUUUACUUGGAAAGUCAGAGAAAUUUAUUCUUUGGUAUUAGACUGAGGUUUUUGCCUGCUUUGGAACAAAAAAUUAUUCAUAACCCAGUGCACAAAGGUUUAAUUUGAGCUGCUGCAUGCAUUACCAAGGGUAUACUAAGUAAGGCCUUCAAACAGUUGCUACAAGUCUGUGGCCUGAGGUUAUUUUAAAAUUAACAAUUUCACAUAUAACCACUAUGUCAGCAAAGUAUAUAUAUUUUAUAC